AUGGCUUCCAGACAAGCAGCAGGAGCCCGCCCGGGCGCAAGGUUCGCCCAGUUCAAGCUCGUCCUUCUCGGAGAGUCCGCCGUUGGAAAGAGUUCGUUAGUCCUCAGAUUUGUCAAAGACCAAUUCGAUGAUUACCGCGAGUCGACAAUCGGAGCCGCCUUCCUGACACAGACAAUCUCCCUUGAUGAUACCACUACGGUCAAGUUCGAAAUCUGGGAUACCGCUGGCCAGGAACGGUAUAAGUCCUUGGCUCCGAUGUACUAUCGGAAUGCCAACUGCGCUGUGGUCGUCUAUGACAUCACCCAAGCUUCCUCGUUAGACAAAGCCAAGUCUUGGGUGAAGGAACUUCAGCGCCAAGCUAAUGAGAACAUUGUGAUCGCACUGGCUGGCAACAAGCUUGAUCUUGUCACAGAUGACCCCUCUAAGCGGGCGAUCUCAGAGGCUGAUGCCGAGGCUUACGCACGCGAAGCGGGUCUGCUGUUCUUCGAAACAUCCGCCAAAUCCUCAACGAACGUGAAGGAACUUUUCACCGCCAUCGCCAAGAAGCUGCCUCUGGAGUCAGCUGGCCCUCGGAACGCGCGGGCAGCUCCUCGACCCGGUGUCGACCUGCGACCUGAGGCUCCUGGGACUCAAGGUGCUGGUGCAUGCAACUGCUAA
Messenger RNA from Penicillium soppii, 657 nucleotides. Its product is annotated as Rab family GTPase. The record is from RefSeq and is a predicted model, not a curated record. The transcript is spliced from 5 exons. Gene Ontology annotation, molecular function: GTP binding; GTPase activity. The coding region runs from base 1 to 657 and encodes 218 amino acids. Lineage: Eukaryota; Fungi; Ascomycota; Eurotiomycetes; Eurotiales; Aspergillaceae.